ACUACAUUGGCUUUGUUCUCCUCCUGGCCGGAUAUCUGAUCGUACGGACGCCUUUAUCUUUGAUCGACCAAGGCGUGUGACUCCGGUCGGCGAGCUAAUAGAGGAGCAGGUCCAAUUCACUGUCGAGCCUUUCCACCGCAUGUUCUCCCUCAACGACCUCCGCAUCGCCUUUCCCCACGCCGAGGAAGAGCGCGUUCCCCUCGUGCACAACUUCCUCUACGCCCUCUUUCUCCCCCUCCUCGUGCUCCUCCUCACCAACCUCUUUACCCACGCCUCCGCGCACAAACAUCAUGUCGCCGUCCUCGGCCUCGCCAUCUCCCUGAUCCUGGCCUCCUUCCUCACCGACGUCAUCAAAAACGCAGCCGGCCGGCCCCGGCCCGACCUGCUCGCGCGCUGCGUCCCCGAACCCGGCACGCCGCGCGACGUCCUCGUCACCAUCGCCGUCUGCACCCGCAGCUCCAAAACAGACCACCACACGCUCCACGACGGCUGGCGCUCGUUCCCCUCGGGCCACAGCUCCUUUUCCUUCGCGGGGCUGGGGUACCUGAGUCUGUUCCUGGCGGGCCAGCUGCGCGUGUUUGCGCACACGGCGCCGUCUCGGGGCCAGCUCGUGGAAAAGGUGGUGCGCGGCGAUUUGGUACGGGCGCUGCUCUGUGGCGCGCCGCUCCUCGGCGCGACCAUGAUCGCUAUCAGCCGGUGCCAGGACUACAGGCAUGACGUCUGGGACGUGAGUGUUGGGGCGCUGUUGGGGUUGACGGUGACGUAUUGGAGCUAUAGGCGGUACUGGCCUAGGCUGGGGAGUGGGAGGUGCGAUGAGCCGUUUGCUGGACCGCCGGGGGCAGAGGAGGUAGGGUAUUAUGGGAGGGUGAGGGAUCUGGAGGAGGGGCCAGGGUCGAAUGUCGAUUGAAUGUACCGGCCAUCUGGUGUACAUAUUGCGGCGUUGAAGGUUUGGGGUCUGCGCGUUUGCGGUAAUUGUGAGGGUUGGAUGGCUUCCCACGACACCACGCAAGCUGCUCGACCACCGUUGAGCACGGAGUUUGCAAUGACCUCUAAAAGUACAAGCAUAGAUCGCAAGCAGCCUACUUCUGUCUUAUCGCCCAUCUAUCACUUCUCAACCUACUUUUCCUCGGCUGUCUCAUCCUUGGCCAAGUCGUGUUCCUUCAAUAACUGAUUGAUCUCUUCCGCGCUCCAUAGCUUAUGGAAGAUCUUGCCGUCCUUGG
Molecule: messenger RNA, 1220 nt
Organism: Parathielavia appendiculata
Lineage: Eukaryota; Fungi; Ascomycota; Sordariomycetes; Sordariales; Chaetomiaceae
Product: acid phosphatase/Vanadium-dependent haloperoxidase
Exons: 3
Coding region: 140-907 (255 amino acids)
Biological process (GO): phospholipid metabolic process
Molecular function (GO): phosphatidate phosphatase activity
Source: RefSeq, a predicted model, not a curated record